This is a messenger RNA of Esox lucius (northern pike), 2518 nucleotides long. RefSeq names its product neuronal acetylcholine receptor subunit alpha-3. Bases 401 to 2044 code for a protein of 547 amino acids. Gene Ontology annotation, molecular function: transmembrane signaling receptor activity; acetylcholine-gated monoatomic cation-selective channel activity. Lineage: Eukaryota; Metazoa; Chordata; Actinopteri; Esociformes; Esocidae. Gene Ontology annotation, biological process: monoatomic ion transmembrane transport; regulation of membrane potential; signal transduction. Gene Ontology annotation, cellular component: neuron projection; synapse; postsynaptic membrane. The transcript has 7 exons. The record is from RefSeq and is a predicted model, not a curated record.
AUGUCCGAGAGCGCGUCUCAACACAUAAGCACAACUCGACACGUAAAAUAGUCUGCCAUAAUGGGUCUGUCGUGUAGUACAUUCUACUGCUCCUAUCGUUGGAUAACAAUGUGAUAAUUUUUUUUGUUUUUUUAGCUCUGCUGGGAUAUAACGUUGUUAUACAGCUAAAAUUACAACCUUAUGACAAGAUGAAAAGCACUUGCCAGUGAGUUUGUGACCAAGGAGGGGGCGGGGGAUUAGCAGAAGUUCUCAAUGUCUGAGAGCGCGCGCCAACAUCAACCACCCCGUGCACAGCGAACAGAAAAAUGUCUCUCUGAAUUUUAACAAUCGAUUCCUGCUGUGUAUUUACCAAACAGUCGUAAUUCUUAUCUAAAGGGAAUUUCAGAGCGCCAAGGUGUAGAUGAAUCCCUCCGGGCAAGUCGCCGUGGUCCUUCUCUUGGUGCUACUGACAGCGCAAGAUGGUUUGUCAUCUAAGGGGGAGGACAGGUUGUUCAGGAAGUUAUUCAGGAGAUACAACCAGUUCAUCAGACCAGUGGAGAACGUUUCUGAUCCUGUCACAGUAGAAUUUGAGGUGUCCAUAUCCCAACUAGUCAAAGUGGAUGAAGUCAAUCAGAUUAUGGAGACCAACCUGUGGCUGAGACAUGUCUGGAAUGACUACAAGCUGAAAUGGGUUCCCAUCGAGUAUGACGGACUGGAGUUCAUCCGUGUGCCCUCCAAUAAGAUAUGGCGGCCGGACAUCGUCCUAUACAACAAUGCUGUGGGAGAUUUUCUGGUCGAGGACAAAACCAAAGCUCUGCUGAAGUUUGACGGCACCAUAACCUGGACCCCCCCGGCCAUAUUUAAAUCUUCCUGCCCAAUGGACAUCACCUAUUUUCCCUUCGACUACCAGAACUGCUCCAUGAAGUUUGGCUCCUGGACCUACGACAAGGCCAAGAUUGACCUGGUGCUCAUAGGGUCAAAGGUGAACCUCAAGGACUUCUGGGAGAGUGGCGAGUGGGAGAUCAUCGACGCUCCGGGCUACAAGCACGACAUCAAGUACAACUGCUGUGAGGAGAUCUACCCGGACAUCACCUACUCCUUCUACAUCAGGAGGCUCCCGCUGUUCUACACCAUCAACCUCAUCAUCCCCUGUCUGCUCAUCUCCUUCCUCACCGUCCUGGUCUUCUACCUGCCCUCCGACUGCGGGGAGAAGGUGACCCUCUGCAUCUCCGUCCUCCUCUCCCUCACCGUCUUCCUCCUGGUCAUCACCGAGACCAUCCCGUCCACGUCCCUGGUCAUCCCGCUCAUUGGGGAGUACCUCCUUUUCACCAUGAUAUUCGUCACACUCUCCAUCGUCAUCACCGUGUUUGUGCUCAACGUCCACUACCGCACGCCCAUGACCCACACCAUGCCGGCCUGGGUCCGGUCCGUGUUCCUGGGUCUACUGCCCAGGGUGAUGCUUAUGCGGAGGCCCGCGGACCAGGACUGCCUCUCCUCCGUCGGGACCGGACGAGGGGACGGGGCGGUGGAGGGGAGUGUCAGAGGUGGGGGCGUAGGGGGAGGGGGAGGAGCGGGGAGGAAGAGGAAGAGCAGCGCGGGGGGCGUUCGAGGCGGCGGGUGUGUGCCGCCGGACGCCGGUGCCGUCGCCUCCGAAAGGGCGCAGGUUGGGGCGAUGAACUGUGUGGAGUACGGGGAGGUGCCGAUCAAGCCGAAGUUCCCAUGUAAGGGGAAGGAGGUGCCGAUCCCCACUGUGCCCCCUGUGCCCCCCCCUGGUGCCCCCUCGGAGCCGGAACCGCCCAAAGUGACCCGAGCUCUCAACGCCCCGCCCAAUGUCAGCGCGGUCUUGGCCUUCUCCGUGGUCUCGCCGGAGAUCAAGCAGGCUAUCGAGAGUGUCAAGUACAUUGCUGAGAACAUGAGGACGCGCAACAAGGCCAAGGAGGUGGAAGAUGACUGGAAGUACGUUGCCAUGGUGAUUGACAGGAUCUUCCUCUGGGUGUUUGUGACAGUUUGUAUCACUGGAACUCUGGGACUGUUCCUGCAGCCUCUCAUCAGCUUCUUCACAUGAAACUUUCUCUCUCUCUCCCUCUCUCGCUCCCCCUCUCCCUCUCCCUCUCUCUCUCUUCUCUCAGCCAUGCUGCUCUACUCCAUUCUCUCUUUUGUCUUUCUAAAUUUUUCUUCCUUAUACUUUCCGUUUUCUUAUACGCUCUUUUUCCGUCCUCUCUUUCUAACUCACGCUCCCUCACUUUGAUUUUAACAAGUCUACAAAACACAACAAGAACAAGAUGACUAAAUCAACGGUUGAUUUAGUGUAUGGUGCUACAGUACUGUGGUGAUCUCCAUUGGCCAGUGGAGAAGUUGGUUCUUGUUCACGCUCUAGACACCAUGGCUCUAGGAUAUGCAGCUCUAGAAUAUGCAGCUCUAGAAUAUGCAGCUCUAGAAUAUGCAGCUCUAUGAUGUACGCUUAGACAGUAGCAGAGUUAAGGAGUUACUUGAAUGAUGCCUUGUUCUUAAUGCCAGACGUUUCGUGAUGCUGUAGUCC